AUGCCCACCUCGGACCCUGAAUACGUCGCCCAACCCUCCGACAACGAUCUGGACGAGCUCAUCGCCUCCGCCUCCGACGACGAUGACGAACUAGAUACCCGACCCUCCGCUUCCGGCCGCGACGCGCGCUCGAAAGAUGCCAGGCGCCGCAAAAAGGGCCGCGGCGGUGCGGAGUGGGAGGUAUCCCGCACCUGGGAAACGCUGGUUGAGGGUGCAGAUGGCACGAUCCGCGCGACAGUCGAGGGCCUGUUGGAGGCGGGCAAGAGGAAAAGAGUUCUCCGCGACACCACCCCGCUCCAACGCGGCAUAAUCCGCCACCUAAUUCUAAUCCUCGACCUCUCCUCCGCGAUGUCUGAAAAGGACCUGCGCCCAACCCGCUACCUCCUCACCCUCCGCUACGCCCAGGACUUUGUCCGCGAAUUCUUCGACCAAAACCCAAUCUCCCAGCUAGGCGUGUUGGGCAUGCGCGAUGGCCUCGCAGUCCGCAUCAGCGAUAUGAGCGGCAACCCGACGGAGCAUAUACUGGCUAUCCAGGGGCUGCGCGCGAAGGAUCCGAAGGGGAUGCCGUCGUUGCAGAAUGCGCUGGAGAUGGCUAGGGGGGCGCUUUUCCACACACCAAGCCACGGCACCCGCGAAGUCCUUAUAAUCUACGGUGCCCUCCUAAGCUCCGACCCAGGAGACAUCCACAAAACAAUCACCUCCCUCAUCACCGAUAAGAUCCACGUCUACGUCCUCGGCCUCGCUGCGCAGGUCUCCAUCUGCCAAGAACUCGUCACAAGAACAAACAACGGCGAUGACUCAGGCUACAACGUUGCCAUGAACGAGCAGCAUUUCCGCGAGUUAGUUUUGAACGUCACCACCCCACCGGCCACCACACUCGCCUCCCAUACUACCACCACCACCGGCGCCGCCAACGGCACAAGCACAAACACCAGCACAGACGGCACUCUCCUCCCCAUGGGCUUCCCAAACCGCCACCUAACCCCGCACCCAACGCUGUGCGCCUGCCACUCCACCCCCUCACGCUCCGGCUACCUCUGCCCCCGCUGCUGCACGAAAGUCUGCACUCUCCCCGCCUCCUGCCCCUCAUGCAAGCUAACCUUAAUCCUCUCGACGCAUCUGGCACGCUCCUACCAUCACCUGUUCCCGCUGAUGAAUUGGGUGGAGGUGUCGUGGCGGAAGGCGGCGAGGGCGGAGGCGGAGGGGAGGGUGGGGUGCUUUGCAUGUGGGGUGGGGUUUGCGGGAGUGCCAGGGGAGUUUGUGGGGGCUGAGGGUGAUGAGGAUAGGGAAGGGGAAGGAAAGGGGGAAGGGAAGGGUGCUAGCAGGGGGAUUAGUGUUAGUGGGCGUUAUGAGUGUUUGGUUUGUCGGUGUCAUUUUUGCAUUGAUUGUGAUGUAUUUGCUCAUGAGGUUGUGCAUAAUUGUCCUGGGUGUCAGAGUGGGGUUGUGCAGAUGAGGGAGCAGGAGGGGUUGAAUUUGGGUGGGGAUGCGAAUGGGAGUGGGAAUUGGAAUGGGAAUGGGGUGGUUGAUGUGAUGGAUACGGAGUAG
Molecule: messenger RNA, 1545 nt
Organism: Paracoccidioides lutzii Pb01
Product: suppressor of stem-loop protein
Exons: 3
Coding region: 1-1545 (514 amino acids)
Biological process (GO): DNA-templated transcription; nucleotide-excision repair; regulation of transcription by RNA polymerase II
Cellular component (GO): transcription factor TFIIH core complex; transcription factor TFIIH holo complex
Molecular function (GO): zinc ion binding
Source: RefSeq, a predicted model, not a curated record